AGUCUGGUCUGAGACUGAUUCCUAUUUAAUUUUUGUGAUUUCAAGUCGAGGCUUACCGAGAAAUCGGUAUGGUUUUUCAUUGGCUGAUAUAAACAACACAAAAAAAAUGGCGGAAGAGAAGUUUGGUACAGCUUUAGACUAGUCUGAAGUGUGUAUGGAAAGGAGAAAAUUAAAUUUUCAACUAAAAGAACUUCAAUUAGUUAUACUUAAAGACAUAAUUGUGUACAACAAAGACGUACUAGGCGUAUUACCAACAGGGUACGGGAAGACCAUAAUAUAUUCUCUUAUACCUACACUUGUAGACGAAUACAAAGGUGUUUCAGGGACCAUCGUCGUCGUCGUGUCACCAUUAGUGGCCCUGAUGGAGGAUCAGGUUGUUAAUAUUGCAGAUAGUGGGAUUCGUUGUGUGUACGCAAGCAAAGUACAAACACCAGAAACCCAAAAAGACCUUGCAAGUGGAUCAGUUCCUAUCAUCAUGAUGAGCCCAGAGUCUCUUUUUCAUGGAGAAUGGAGGCAGUUGUUUUCUACUGAAAUAUAUCAAUCAAGAGUAGCAGCUAUUGUUGUGGAUGAAGCACAUUGUGUGGAACAAUGGGGAGAUGAAUUUCGAACGGAUUAUGGAAGAUUAGCAGAGCUAAGAAGUAUUCUACCAAACUCUAACAUGUUGGCAUUGACAGCAACUGCUUCACCAAUCUCCAGGACUUCAAUUAUGAAGAAACUUUGUAUGGAGAGAGGAAAUGUUGUUGUUGGCAAUUGUGACAGGAAAAACAUUAUUCUUAAUAGUGUUAAAGCACCUCGUGAUGGGAAACCUGCGUUGACGUGGUUGAUGGAAAACCUAAGGAAUCAUAAGCAGCAAUGUCCCAAGACGGUUAUUUAUUGUCGCAGCAUUAAAGCGUGUUCAGUGCUGUUCAAACUCUUUACAGAUGUUCUGGGAGACAAUGCAUACUGUGGUGUUCAUUGUGCUAAGAAUAGAUUAGUUGCUAUGUAUCACCAUUCAACAUCAAAUAAGUGCAAAACUAUUGUCAUGGAUGAAUUUCCAAAAGUUGAUAGCAAGAUAAGGGUGGUCAUUUGUACCUCUGCUUUUGGCCUAGGAGUAAAUGUUCCUGAUAUAGAUAUGGUAUUAAACUGGGGAGCACCAAGAUCUAUUGAGGAAUUCAUGCAAGAAUUCGGGAGGUGUGGCAGAGAUGGUAGAAGUGCAAUGUCAGUCUUGUACUAUCAUGGAAUGGACAUUGGCAAAACAGCAACGGAUGACAAAAUGAGGUCAUAUGCAAUGGCUGAAACCUGCAGAAGAGUGCUUUUGCAAGAAUUCUUCACACCUGAUGUCAAUAAAUCUUUACCAGUAACUCCAAAACAUUUGUGCUGUGAUAAUUGCUGUAAAACAUGUGAAUGUUUAAAUUGUCCACCUUUACAUGACUCUCUUUUGUCAGACUUUGAAGAAAAUGCUGCUUUGCAUGCUGCUACCUUAAAUUGCGAAUUAGUGAUGUGCCAUACGGUGUCAGAAGGACAGCGCAACAAAAUAUCUGAAAAACUUAAGGAGUAUAGAGAAAUAUGUCUAGAGGACAGUGGUCCAUCUUUACUAAAUGUUGGUAUCUUAACUGGAUUAAGUGAUUCAUUGAUUGAUUCAGUUGUAAGCAAUGUUCACUAUAUAGGUAGUAUAGAGGAUUUAUUGUCUGAGUACAUAUUUGACAAAAAUCUUGCAAGUUCAGUGAUGUGCAUUAUUGAUGAAGUACUUGAUGAUCAUGAUGAUUGAUCGAUUUAUGUGCCUCAGUUUCAAUUUUAGUAGCUCCAUGAUGUAGAAGUAAUACAUUCAGAUAAUCUUACACUUUUAUAUGCAGUCUGUUAAUGAUACCAUGUUUUAAAUGGUGAUAAAUUGCACCUGUAAAUAGAGUUCACCAAAAUUUAACAUCCCUGUUUCUCUGUAUAUUCAGGUAUUUAUAUGUAACUCAUUGUUCAUUCAAUUAUUUUUUUUUAAAAUGUGACAUGCAGUGCCUAGAUAAACAGUUUUUUUUAGGUUUGCACCAUUCCCAAAUUUAUGCUUGUUUGUUAAUUUCAGUGCUGUAUUAUAUUAAAUUAUUAUAUUUACAUUUCACACUUGUUUUCCUUACAAAUAAA
Messenger RNA from Saccostrea cuccullata (small rock oyster), 2109 nucleotides. RefSeq lists its product as uncharacterized. The coding region runs from base 155 to 1747 and encodes 530 amino acids. Gene Ontology annotation, biological process: double-strand break repair via homologous recombination. Gene Ontology annotation, molecular function: ATP binding; four-way junction helicase activity; 3'-5' DNA helicase activity. The record is from RefSeq and is a predicted model, not a curated record. Gene Ontology annotation, cellular component: nucleus; cytoplasm; chromosome. The transcript is spliced from 4 exons. Lineage: Eukaryota; Metazoa; Mollusca; Bivalvia; Ostreida; Ostreidae.